Molecule: messenger RNA, 745 nt
Organism: Saccostrea cuccullata (small rock oyster)
Lineage: Eukaryota; Metazoa; Mollusca; Bivalvia; Ostreida; Ostreidae
Product: SNF-related serine/threonine-protein kinase-like
Exons: 1
Biological process (GO): intracellular signal transduction; protein phosphorylation
Cellular component (GO): cytoplasm
Molecular function (GO): protein serine/threonine kinase activity; ATP binding
Source: RefSeq, a predicted model, not a curated record
AGCAUAUGCGCACACGGACCUACCGAAAAUGGAGUAUGUAUUGACAUGUACGAUGUUGGUAACGUAAAACUUAGUAAUUUUAGCGAUUUUUAUAAUGCAGGUGUAGGAAUUUAAAGUGAUAUAUCGCAAAUGAGUUUCAAGAUGUCCAGUUCAAACAGAUUCCCAAGAAGAUCGCGUGGGGAUUUUGAGAUAGCAGGGUUAUACGACCUCGAAGAGACGAUUGGCAAGGGCCACUUUGCAGUUGUGAAGUUAGCCCGACAUGUGUUUACAAAUGAGAAGGUUGCUGUUAAAGUUAUAGACAAAACGAAAUUAGACGAUAUUUCCAAAUCGCAUUUAUUUCAGGAAGUACGUUGCAUGAAACUAGUCCAGCAUCCAAAUGUUGUGAGAUUAUAUGAAGUGAUAGACACCCAAACAAAACUUUAUCUCAUUCUUGAAUUGGGUGAUGGGGGUGAUAUGUAUGAUUACAUAAUGAAGCAUGAAAAGGGUCUACCCGAAGACAAGGCUAGACGAUAUUUUAGACAAAUUGUAGAGGCAAUUUCAUACUGUCACAAACUUCAUGUAGUUCAUCGAGACUUGAAGCCAGAAAAUGUAGUGUUCUUUGAAAAACUAGGCAUUGUGAAAUUGACUGACUUUGGUUUUAGCAACAUGUUCAAUCCAGGAAAGAAAUUAGAAACAUCAUGUGGUUCUUUAGCUUACUCUGCACCAGAGAUUCUCCUUGGGGACUCCUAUGAUGCGCCUGCUGUGG